Messenger RNA from Suillus paluster, 507 nucleotides. RefSeq lists its product as uncharacterized. The transcript has a single exon. Lineage: Eukaryota; Fungi; Basidiomycota; Agaricomycetes; Boletales; Suillaceae. The record is from RefSeq and is a predicted model, not a curated record. Bases 1 to 507 code for a protein of 168 amino acids.
AUGCAAUCCCUUUCCUCAGCUACUCCACGAUUCACAGAGGAAAAAACUCAUGGGCCCAAAAUCACUGGCCCCUCCCCGUCAUUCACUGACCUGGUCGGAGACAAUGUGCCUGCUGAGACACCACACAAUUCUGCCCCACCACCCCCUGAAGGGGGACACUGGAUCAACCCUCAGCGCAUUGAGCUCCUGGAAGAGGCUCUGUGGCAGAACCUCGAAACUACCAAAAGGAAGUGUGAGUGGCACGAGCGUGCAAUUGCAGAGCAGAAGAACAAGUGUACCCAUCCGAGCUUUCACUCCAGGGACCCAAUAGAUCAAUACCCUGUCAACCGUGGUGAAGGUAACAGCUCUAGUGGACACAACACGCCAUCUACUCAUGGCACUUCUACUCAGACUCCCGCUCCACCUGUUCACAUGGAGAUAGAUGAUGAGGAUGGUGUUGCUGUUGCUUGGGCACCUGCAACCAAGACUAGUGGAAAGGAGGGUGCCAGGAUCCCCAAGACGAAGUAA